This is a messenger RNA of Cyphellophora europaea CBS 101466, 831 nucleotides long. RefSeq lists its product as uncharacterized. Lineage: Eukaryota; Fungi; Ascomycota; Eurotiomycetes; Chaetothyriales; Cyphellophoraceae. The transcript has a single exon. The record is from RefSeq and is a predicted model, not a curated record. The coding region runs from base 1 to 831 and encodes 276 amino acids.
AUGGUGCAAACUCGUUCUGGAGCAUUCAAGGCCACCGCCUUUCGAAUACCACCCCUCCAGCCAAGUAAAGCCUCACCUAGAGAGCCGCAGAAUGCGAAGGCAAGCAAUGGGCCAACCGAUGUCAACACUAAUAUUCAAGGCACGACGGAAGUUCGCGACUUGAAGCAAAUCACUGAAGCGCACGAGAAGACCAUCAGUGACCAGCAAGAUUUACUCCGACGCCAAGAGCAGACCAUCGAUAUUCAAGCACAGACCAUCACCGAGCUUCAACGACGACUUGCAUCCUUUGGACUGACUCUCGAGGUCUACGUCUACAACAAUCGUUGGCGCCUAGCCAAGAAUCUCCCACCAGGGUUCCAGCACUUCAACGACGUGGUUGUGACCAUUGACCAGCCCGAGGCUAUCACUAUGGACCGACUGUCUGACCUUGCUCUCGAACAUGUCUACGUCGGUCUGACGUCCGACCAGGAGGUCGAGAGCAAGAUUCUGAUCUGGCAGGAGAAAGACGGAUACCACUUAUGGCGCGAAGCCAAUGCCUCGACCCUGACGACUUACCUCCUGGCUCAGCAGGAGCGAGUCCUUGCGGGUGGCACGGCAGGGAUCGGGGACGACGGCGAGAUUGGCAUCAAGGUUCUGUUCUGGCGCGAUGACCAGCGUGACUUGGCCCGUCAGAACUUGCAAAACAACCUGCCUGUCAAGCCUCCACCGCCCAAUCCCCUGUACAGCUUUGAAGAAAUGCGGCAACUUGAGGCUGUGAAGAGGGAAUCGGCGAAGCGGAAAUGGGUUCACGAACAGGCUAAGCAAACCCCCUUGAAAGACCUGGACUCCUGA